Molecule: messenger RNA, 3311 nt
Organism: Musca domestica (house fly)
Lineage: Eukaryota; Metazoa; Arthropoda; Insecta; Diptera; Muscidae
Gene: Fatp2
Product: long-chain fatty acid transport protein 4
Exons: 6
Coding region: 506-2644 (712 amino acids)
Biological process (GO): triglyceride homeostasis
Cellular component (GO): endoplasmic reticulum
Molecular function (GO): long-chain fatty acid transmembrane transporter activity; long-chain fatty acid-CoA ligase activity
Source: RefSeq, a predicted model, not a curated record
GAAAUUGUAGAAAAAAAAAAAACAAAAUCCAACGAAUGAAUCAUAAAAACCAGUUAAUUAUCCCGUCCGGCUCUGGGUCAUUUUGAUUGAUGCAGGCAAUGUUGUAAUAUUUAAUUACAAAAUUAUAAAAACAAAAAACAACGAAGACGAAACAUAACAAAUCGCCGGUUACCAUAACCAAACCACUGAUCGAACCAUCGUCACCUAACUAACCAUCCAACCCAUACACAACACCAAUCGAUAGAUGCGUGCCUUACCAAGUGAUUGACCUUAAAAAGAGCAACGUAACAACGUGUAUGUGUGUGUCUAAUCGUCCAUAAAACGUAAUUGUGUGUGAGCAAACGUCGGAUCACCUCCAAAUUGGAAGCUGUAAUUUCAUAGAAAAGAAAUUUUGCCAUCGAAAGAGAAAAUCCCGCUGUGGUUUCCAACGCCAACGAGCUUCAAAACCAUUUUGUGAUUGCAUCUCCAACAGCUGCUGCUGCUACAACAUCUGUUGCAUUUCAAAAUGACUUCAAGUGAAAAUAAAGUUGAAGAGCACGGACAACAACCUCCGCCACCACAAUUGAAUGGCAAUGGUAGCGAUAACAGCAAAUCAUCGCCGGUUGUUAUCGACAUUGAUGUGAAGCGAAACGGUGUUGCCGACAAUGACAACAAAACCCUAGUUAACAGCGAUCGUGGCUCUUCAGUCUUUCUGCGCGUUGUGAGCUGUGUGGUUGGUGUCGGCAUUUUAACCGCGAUUGUUACGCUUAUCUGGUACUACAUGGGUUGGACAUUCGGAUUACCUGCCCUCCUCGUCGCUUUGUUGGUGAUAUUGCUCACCAAACCGGGCUGGCGAUGGUUUUACAUAGCCGGUGCAACAGCUAAACGAGAUAUUACUGCCCUCUAUGCUUAUAUCAAGCUAUUGCAUCUCAUCAAGAAAUAUGAAAAGAAAAAUAUGACAAUUGCCGAUAUAUUCCAUACGAAUGUAUCGAAAAAUCCCGACAAAAUUGUAAUUCUCAGCGAAACUCAAUCAUGGACAUUCCGUCAAUUAAAUGAAUAUUCGAAUCGCAUUGCCAAUGUUUUCCAUAGCCAUGGCUAUAAGAAGGGUGAUGUUGUUGCUUUGCUAAUGGAAAAUCGAGCUGAAUUUGUUGGUACCUGGUUGGGUCUGUCGAAAAUUGGUGUUAUUACCCCUCUGAUCAAUACAAAUCUUCGAGGACCAUCUCUAGUGCAUAGCAUAACAGUGGCGAAAUGUUCAGCCCUUAUCUAUGGUGAAAGUUUUACCGAAGCUGUUGAAUUCAUUUUGAAAGAUUUACCGUCAAAUGUGGCUUUGUACCAGUACAACAAUGAAGCCCGGACACCAGUAAGUGGUAAUGCCAAAGAUUUGACCACUUUAUUGGAAACGGCAUGUAAGGAUAAAAUACCCGCCUCCGCCGAACGUCCAUCCCAUCAUGACAAAUUGGUAUAUAUCUAUACAUCUGGCACUACAGGUUUACCCAAAGCUGCUGUUAUCUCUCACUCACGCUAUUUGUUCAUCGCCGCCGGUAUCCACUUCACAUUGCGUUUCCAAGAGAAGGAUAUUUUCUAUACCCCAUUACCUUUGUAUCACACCGCUGGCGGUAUUAUGAGCAUGGGUCAAGGUCUACUGUUUGGUUCCACUGUCUCCAUUCGUAAGAAGUUUUCGGCUUCCGGAUACUUUGCUGAUUGUGUCAAAUUUAACGCUACCGUUGCUCAUUAUAUUGGUGAAAUGGCUCGUUACAUCCUGGCAACUCCACCAUCAGAGAACGAUCGCAAACAUCGUGUUCGUCUUGUCUUCGGCAAUGGCUUACGUCCCCAGAUUUGGCCACAAUUUGUUGAACGUUUCGGCAUCAAACAAGUUGGUGAAUUCUAUGGUGCCACCGAAGGCAAUGCUAAUAUCAUGAAUCACGAUAAUACGGUGGGCGCUAUCGGCUUCGUUUCACGUAUUCUGCCACAGGUUUAUCCAAUUUCCAUUAUUCGCGCUGAUCCAGACACAGGUGAACCCAUACGCGGUCCUGAUGGCCUUUGCCAGUUGUGCAAACCCAAUGAACCGGGUGUAUUCAUUGGUAAAAUUAUUAAAGGCAAUCCAUCGAGAGAGUUCUUGGGUUAUGUCGAUGAAAAGGCAUCUGCUAAGAAAGUUGUGUGUGAUGUUUUCAAAAAGGGAGAUAUGGCUUUCAUUUCCGGCGAUUUACUGAUGGCCGACGAGAAGGGUUACCUGUACUUUAAGGAUCGUACUGGCGAUACAUUCCGUUGGAAGGGUGAAAACGUCUCCACCAGUGAAGUUGAAGCUCAAGUCAGCAAUGUGGCCGGCUACAAGGAUACUGUCGUCUAUGGUGUAACCAUACCCAAUACAGAAGGUCGUGCCGGUAUGGCUGCCAUUUACGAUCCCGAACGUCAAGUCGAUUUAGACAAAUUUUCAGAGAAUUUGGCUAAAGUCUUGCCUGCCUAUGCCCGGCCAUUGUUUUUGCGUUUCCUGACCAAGGUCGAUUUGACAGGCACAUUCAAAUUGCGCAAAGUCGACCUGCAAAAGGAAGGCUACGAUCCCAGUGUCAUCAGUGAUGCCAUGUACUAUCAAACGCCCAAAGGCAAAUACGAGCCACUAACCAAAGAAAUCUAUGACAAGAUCUUGAACCACGAAAUGAGAUUCUAGAUAUAUUCCAAUUGCACCGAGCCGGUCGAUCAUCGUCGUAGACUGUAAUUGCCUGGAGAAAACUAAUCUAAAACAAAAAAAUGUAUUUUGUUUUGUUGUUAUUUAAUUGUUAGACGAAUUUGUUAGCCGUUGAAGAGUGCGCAACAUGUUGUUGGCCGCCUAAUUCCUUUUGUUAAUUUAGAACGGAAAUGGAAUAAAUACUGUCAAAUAUUUAUGUUAGUGAUCUAAACUGUGUGGGGAAGAGACUAUUAUAAAUGUAGUUUUACGAUUUUUUUUAUUAUUUACAAUGUAAACUAAUUAUAUUAGUUAUUCGUAUCAAUUAAGUUAAGCAUUUAUUUUGUUAACGUCCGCUGUUGUUAACAAAACAGAAGUGUAUAUUAUAUUCUAUGAUAUUUUUUUUUUUUGUUUUGCUUUAAUUUUUAUUUCUUUAUUUCAAUUGUGAUUAUUUGAAAAAGUGCUAAAAUUUCGUAAAUCCUUUUUAAGUUCGCAAUAUAUCUUGUUAUUGCCUUUUUAUGACACAAAAACAUGUACAGUUUUGGCUAAAAUAUAUUCAAUCGAUAAAAAUAAAAAACUUUGUAUUUUACAGUCUUUUUUUACAAAUAUAUUCGCAAAAUAUGAGAAAUCUGCUGAUCAUAAAGAUCAAAUAAAUUUUACUUCAUUAAAAUUA